AUGGGAAACGAGGAACGGGAGGGAAUCCCAGUACCAAACUGGAGUAUUCGGUUUCACUACGAAGAGAAGAAGAGAGAAAAAAGAAGACGACGAGUAGAAGGCAGGCAGUCGCGGGUUCGGAAUGCGAUAGACUUGGUAACGGAUCAGGCCAAAAAAAGUCAAUCCGCGUUGCUGUUCUUUCCCCAUAAUUGA
Molecule: messenger RNA, 192 nt
Organism: Aspergillus niger
Lineage: Eukaryota; Fungi; Ascomycota; Eurotiomycetes; Eurotiales; Aspergillaceae
Exons: 2
Coding region: 1-192 (63 amino acids)
Source: RefSeq, a predicted model, not a curated record